This is a messenger RNA of Kluyveromyces marxianus DMKU3-1042, 8712 nucleotides long. It is a transcript of the gene IRA2, whose product is annotated as Ras GTPase activating protein IRA2. The record is from RefSeq and is a predicted model, not a curated record. Gene Ontology annotation, biological process: regulation of GTPase activity. The coding region runs from base 1 to 8712 and encodes 2903 amino acids. Lineage: Eukaryota; Fungi; Ascomycota; Saccharomycetes; Saccharomycetales; Saccharomycetaceae. The transcript has a single exon.
AUGCCGACAGGUCAGGCGAUGCUAAACGAUGUUGCAUCGUUUUUAUUAGCGCAAUUGGAUCCUUUGUUGCCGGUCAACUCGCAUGUGAAGACGUUUGAGGAGGUGGAGAGGGAUCAGUAUUUCAUGAAUAUCAGGCUUUCGCUCUUCAAUUUGGUGAUUACACAUGGGUAUUCUGCGAUAAGUCCAGCCUUGAUAGCAAAAUUGGAACAAGUUUCGAGUUUGCCCAAGGAUGGGACGCACGAUUUCGACAUACUGCUGUCUUUGAUUGUACUUUUAAGGAUGAUAACGGAUACAAAUGAGGUUUACUGGAGGAUGCUUGAUCCGGAGUAUAAUAUCAGUACGAGUAGUGACGAGAAAAUCGCGUUUUCGACGUAUUACAAUGGUUUUUCGGUGCAGACUACGACUUUGCACACGGUACGUCCUCAACCAUUGACACCACAGUUGGCCUCGUCAUUCCUCCAGCUUUUGUCUAAAAUCAAGUCUAACAAGAAGGUGAUUAAGAUGUUGAACAGCAUGUUGCGGUCACUACAUGGGAAUAACACCUCUUAUGCGCAUCCUCCUCUCAAGGACAACACUAUUGGUUUAACCGAAUCCAAGAAGACGAAGUACAACUCUUAUCUAAUAGAAGUGCUCGACCAGCAUUGCGCGUACCUUUUCAAGUAUAUUGCAGCAUCCAACCCACAGGAGUUCCAUAUGUUCAUUAAGACUACGGUUAUAUCUCCUUUGCUUAUCACUCACACCCAUUCGGAGAGUGAUAUCGCGUCGUUCUUGUGCUAUUUUUCCUACCAUUACAUUACGCUGGAUACUCUCCCAACUUUCUUGGAAAUAUUACAAAAGAUGGCCGCGAGGAUGAAGAAAUCCAUAUAUCAGGAAGUAUUGUUGUACUUUGCUUCUGAAUCAAUACAGAGUUGGAUAAUGGCAAGGCCCAAGGAUUAUUUACGUGUCAUUGAUAGCAUACAAAGAAACUCAGCGGACCCCGGUAUUCUGACCAUCCAGCGGAUUUCAACAUCUCUUUUCGAGGAUGUGUAUUCGAGUUUCAAUAUCGAAAAGCUUUUGACGGAAGGUGCUGUAUCUUCAUCGUCAUCUUCAUCUUCGACAGUAGGAUCGCAAUCUACUACCAUGAACUCAUCACAAGACUCACCCAUAUACGUGGACCCCUUCGACGAACAGGCAUUGAUCGAUGAGGAAAGUAACAACAAUGGGUAUAGUGGUAACAGCAGUGAAAGUCCUCGUUCUCCUACUUCUUCGACAUCCUCCUCGCGCUCCGCUUUUAACGUACCAUAUUAUGGUCCAAAAUUCGAGUUGAUCGAUGAUACUGAAGAUAUGACAAGAGUUUCGGUUCUCACAUUUUCUACACUGAUGUUGAUGUUAAGUCCGGAUAUUUUCGAAGAAAUCAAUAAUACUUCUUUGAAACACAUCCCUGAAGACGUACCUACUAGUGAUCAUGAUGCGGAUGCCUCUGAGGAUAGAACACCAACGGAUUCACCCUUUUCAAAUCGAUACCCGACAACUACAAAAAGCUCUAAAAGUUCCAAGUUUGGACUUAAAAAGCUUAAGCACCAGUUGACGUCGUUGAACCAUGUAACAAACAAGAAGACGAAGUUUCUUUUGACAAUCUUGAAAAAUAUUAACGGAAAUAAUAUUGUUUCAGAGAAUGCCAUCCUUGAUACUCUAAGAGUAUUGAUCUUAAUUUCUAAGCUUUCAACUUCUAACUUACUUCGAGAAAGGGAUGCCCCUGUAGCAAAUUUCACACGAAGAUUGUUUUACAUUAUGUGUGAUAUAUUGCAAUUAGGGUCAGAAAAAGAUGCCAAAUUCAAUCCGGUCAUUGCCCAUUGUCUAGCAAAAUAUCCUCAAGCGCAUCUAAAACUUCAAGUUGAUUACUUUUAUGUUGCCUGUUCCAUUGAUGUGGACUCCUUCUUGGAGAAAUUGGCGGAUUAUCUGAAGAGAAAACACACCGGAAUAAUGCAUUUGAGAAUGAUAACGGAUGGGUUUUGCCUUUAUUUCAACAAUAUCACAAAGGAAACAAUCAAGGAGAAGAUCAUGGCUCGGAUUGACAAAUUUUUGAAGGACACGGCGUAUGAGGUUUCAAACAUUUUACUAGCAAGCUCUAGUAUACUCGAAGAUAGCGCAUCAGAGAUGGUAGAGACUAUAUUCGAAGUAAGUGCAUCAAGUGAUAAUUCAGAAUCACCAAAGAUGUAUUUCAACCCAUCUCCACUGCCAUCUUCGUCUCCUGCCUUUCUGAACUUUUUCUCAAGAACAGGUACCAGCACUCCAUUGUCAAAAUCGAGAUCUACCUCCUCUUCAUCCUCUUCUUUGUCGCCGGUAGAUGUUCCAAUGAUUCAAAAUACAGGUAAAAAUAUUAGAGACAUUGUAGCCCCAACUGCAGGACGUCCAUCAAAAUCAUCGAUGACCACAUCUCGCAGUUCUGCAUCUCCAAAUGAAAAUGAUAGGUCUAUUAAUUCCAUCCGCACUAUUAUUGAUAAAAAUAUCAAGUCACCUUUAAGAGUUAGUAGCAUGCUUAGAAAGGCCUCUCAGGAGUCAGUGAGCAGUGCCACUGUUAAGAAUAUUCGGGAAACAUUAGAGAGACAUGAGCAAGAAAAUACUCAGCUUGCAAGAAUCAUUCUCACUAAUAUAUUUUCAAUAUACAAAGGUAUGUCUAACUAUUACGUUUUGACCUACGAUGAUCCUGAUACCUCGACACCUUCAACAAAUUACUUAAAACUUGUGAAACCAGUUUUUGCUAGCUUCAUUGACGACAAUGAAACUUUAUUUGAUACAGCGCAAGGGGUGAUUAGUACUGUUAUAUCACAACUUAAGUCAGCACAACAGCAGCACUCUGCUUAUAGAUCGAUAUGUUAUACAGGUUCCGGAUAUCUGUUGUCUCUUAUUGGUACAACUUUGUUCAACUUGAACCUUUCAGACGCUAAAAGAGAACAUUUAUUGAAACCAUUGGUGGAUCUUUGGAAAGCUCGAAUCAGCAUUGUGAAGGGAUAUGAAAUGGAAGGAGAUUUAUCGGAACUUGAAGAAUCUGAACGCUUAACUUUUGGAUUGAUUCGUGGAUCAGUUGGAAGGGCAUUGUUUUGUUCUCUCUAUUCUAAUAACACUAAUAUUCACAAGUUGUUGAAAUCAUCAUUUAAGCUUUUCACUGAAGAAAUUAGGAUACAUCAGCUUUUCCAUGAAGAUGACGGAAAUGAUUCUGAAUUAGAUAUGGCCAAUCUUGAGUUUUUUAAUGUUAUGAGCCGUGAUAAUUAUGUUUCCACUGGUGUAGUGGCUUUCCAACGUAGGUUGAGGACAGAUAUUUUGAAGUAUAUUAAGUACCCCGAUAAGAUCAUUUUUGAUGUUUCCCAAUUGAUUUACAAAAAAUGGUACGAUUUAUCUGUUAAGCCCUCAUUGAAUGCUACUGACUUGAGUCAUUUUCGUAAUUAUGCUGGUUUCUUGGCUGCAUCUUGUGGGAUUUUUUCAACGAUUAAUGCUUCCAUAGGUCACCAAUUCCCACUUUUAGACGACAUGAAGCAAAGUGUUGAUUCCAAAAUCAAAUACUUUGUUGAAAAACAAUGUCUAUGGUUAAACAAUGAAGAUUUGUUGACAAGAGAGAACUCAAAGGAUAUUAUCGCUACGGAAUUGCAUCCUUUAGCUUUCUCUUCGGUAUUCUCUGCUUUACAACGUCGUAUUAACGAAUUGAAGGAUAUCAAUGUAAUAGAAAAAGAGAACGAACUAUCCUUAAUUUUAUUGGAGCAGGUGAUCAUGGUCAUUAGGAUGAUUUUAGAAAGAGAUGACACAAGUGAGGUUCUCAUAUUGGUGUCAGUGCCUUUGUUGAACUUAAUUGACGAUAUCCUAAAGAUUGUGGACAACAUCGAUAAAUCAUCUCCAAAAUACUUCAAAUGUGUUAUUCAUCUGUCCAAGAUGCUUAAAUCAUUCCAGCAUUCUGAAUCCAGUAUAUGUAUUACUGGUUAUAUGGUGGUGAAAAAUAGAUGGUUAAGGCUCGUAACACAAUGGUUCCAGAGUGCUAUAUUUAAUGACUUUGAUCUACAAAAUUUGAGCAAGUCGCACCGUGAUAUGGAUUUGGAAAAGCGUGAUUUGGACUAUUUAUACAUAGACACUACCAUUGAGUCGUCCAAAGCCAUCACAUAUUUAACUAAAGAUUUGGUUUUAGAAGCACCACAGUCAAUGUCCGAAAUUGAACUUCAGAGAUCAAAGUCUGUAGUUUUUGGAAAUUAUUUUAACAUUUUGUUGAAAGCAUUGGAAAAGAGUACGUGCAUUGAAAAUUUUCCGACUACUCUUAGACAUAAGAUCGCACUGCUUAAUGAGAAUAUUAUAAUGUCCCUCACCAAUUUGCUAAUAGCUAAUGUGGAUGUCGGUUUAAACCAUGCUAUUCCAAUAGGUUAUUCGAAUAAUCGGAAUAUUCGUCUUGCAUUUAUGAAUGUUUUUGUCAAUAUCGUGUCUAGCUUUGAUACUUCAAACAACUCGGUGAAGAAAAAAAGGGAUGAAAUUGUCGAAGAGGUGGUCCUUCUUUCCCUCAAGACACCUGCUAUGCUUUCGAAGGCUUGUCGCGUAUGUCCAGCAAGUGAUAUAGACGCAUUAGCCAGCUCAAUCGUUUACGUUUUCGAAGUGAAGAAUGCGGCCCAUAUUAUUGUAACCGAACUUGUUCGCGAGGAGAUAUCCAACGCCACUCGUCAUAUGGAAAUAUUAAGGAGAAAUAGUUGUGCUACUAGAGCCUUGUCGAUGCUAGCAAGAAUAAAGGGAAUGGAUUAUUUAUCGAAAAUUUUGAAGCCAAUAUUGGAAGAAUUGUUGGAAACCAAUGAGUGCUUUGAAGUUGAGAAGAUUGAGCCAGACGAUCCUGAUGCACCAAGAAAUUUACAGCUGUUCAAGAAGUACAUGACUAAGGUUGUUGAUGCAAUCACAAACUCGAUAGAUUCAUUCCCACCGCAGUUCUUUGUAAUAUGCCAAGCUAUUCACUCAAGUGCCUCAGAAAGAUUCCCAGAAUAUGCAGAUAUUGCUGUUGGCUCUUUCUUGUUUUUGCGUUUCUUCUGUCCGGCACUAGUAAGUCCCGAUUCAGAAGAAAUUAUUGAUAGUCUAACUCCAAAGGCAAGAAAGUCAUCCAUGUCUCUCGCAAAGGUGAUCCAGAAUAUUGCAAAUGGAUCUGUAAAUUCCAUCAAGUGGAGACUCUUGGAAUCUGAGACGGAAUAUUUGAAGAACUGUAGUAACAAAAUUUUCAAGUUUUUGUCAGAGGUAUCAGAUAAGAAAAGAGUAGUUAAAAUAAAACUCAGAUUAGAAAACAGGGUGACACCAAAUGAAUUCAGUUUCCUUCACAAAUUUCUGUAUUAUCAUGGCUUAGAAAUGCGUAAUGUCCUUAUUGAUGACGUAAAAUCAUUCGAUGAUAUUAGUAACAUUCGUCGUUCAGCAGUCAUUGUUGAUAGACUUCUCUCUCUGAUGGGACAACCUAGAAUGGAAUUUAAGAAUGAAAUGCCUGCAUAUAUAAGAGAGAACGCGGAAACAAAUCCCCAACUUUAUGAAUUUAUGAGCAAGCAGGCCUUGAAGUUUUCCGAAAGUCAAGAAAAUGAAUUAGUCAAAUUUGUUCAAGAAUCGGUUACUGCAGAGGGGUUGCCUGUUGUCGUGUUCAAUUGGUAUGAGUUCCAAAGAGAAGGAAAUAAUGAUGUUGAGUCUAUGAUAUAUCGUACCUUCCAAAUUUACUCAAAAGUUAUGACUAAGAAGCAUUUUUUCGUUACUGAUUGUACGGGCUUUGACGAUGAGCACCAAGUGAAAAAGCUGUUUAUGAAAGUUAUGUCUCUAUUCUUCAAUCUAUUGCCAUCUGAGGGUCUUUAUAACUGUGAAACGCUGUACUUUUACAAUGCAACUCAAGUCUAUUUGACUUGGUGGUUGGAGUUCCAAAGAUCGCAUCUAAGUAUAUUCCAGAAACUUAAGGUUCCGGUAUCUUUUAUCAAUACAGAAUCAGAUCCUAAGUUGAUAAAAACUUUGGGUCUUUCUGAUUAUUCUAGAGAAGUUUUCCAUGAUGUUAGAGUUACUUUGCAUGAUGUAUCGCUUUACGAUGAGAAUAUAAAGAGAUUUAGCCCUGUGACAUUAAAGGUUGGUAACAAGUUUUUCCAAAUUGUUCAUGACACCCCUCGUAAGUUUAAGCUGCAAGAGAAUUCAGAUAUGAUUAGUAUCAAGCCGAAUUACGUUUAUGAGAUUGCAAAUGUUAUCUCUACGUCUGUGUCUAGGAUAACUGGAGUUUCAUCUGAAUUCUGCAUUGAGUUGAAAGAUCGUAAGAGGUUGAUUAUGUCAAGUCCAAAGUAUCUCGAAAUAUUGAAAAUGUUCUAUUAUGCUCAGGCGAAAAUAAUAGAAGAGUUUAAUGAUAACGAAUAUACCACUGAUAAUAUCAGUAAGCACUCUAAAGAGGUCAUAAAAAUGGCAGAUAUUGUAAGUCACUUACUUCUAGUUGCAUUAGUGGGCCUAGGUGGUGAUAGCGAAAUUAGGGCAGUGUCCUAUAAUUUGCUUUCUUCGAUGCAUUCGACAUUCUCUUUGAACAUGGGUCACCUCCUACCAUAUACGCCUGACAUAUAUGUACCCGAAGAUCCAAACCCUAUGUUUGAACCUCUUAUCAAGACUCUAGCUGAGACGUCCCCAGAAUUAACCAGCUAUUACUUGAAAUACAGUAUAGAUAUGUUGGAGAACUCGGAACACGAUUUGCAUUUUGUCGGUAACUUAUUGAGGACUAUGAAAUACUGGAUCGGCAACUUAAGCAAGCAUGUGUUUUUAGCUGAUGAUCAAGAUGGCCCAGAGAGAACUAAUAAACUCAUAAGACGCUUGGUGAGACUUACUGUCCAACCAGGUCAGCCAACGUCCUUGUACCUUGACUAUAUCUGGCCAACUUUAGUUCAAGAUCAGUAUUUGUUACAGGAAAUUAUUGACGAAGUCAUUGGACACUGUAUGGAUCGAGCAGCCGAAGGAGUGGAUUGGCAUCCUGCUUGUAAAAUAUUAUUACGAGCUCCGACAAUUGAUAUCACCGGUGCUGUAAUUAAGAGGAUUCUUGAAAUCACGCACUCGUUUCUUCCAAACCUCAAAGAGGAAACUAAUGUUAACAGUUGGACUGAACUAAUUAUUCUUGUCCAUUUGGCUUCUUCCUUAUUUUGCGACUCACCUUUAUUGGUUGAUAUUUAUAUGCCGGAGGUAUUAUUCAUUGUAUCUUUAUUGAUUGAUGUUGGUUCGACGGAAAUGAGGUCAUCUUUGCAUAAACUUUUGAUGAAUACGUGCCAGUCCCUAUUGAGUAAUACUUCUCUUCCUAAAUACAGCAGGAAGAAUCUAUAUGAGAUUCAAAAAAUCUUCUCGGAUCAAAAGACAAAAAUCAUGUUUGGUUUCAGUCAAGAAAGAGGUCGGUUAUUACAAAACUUUAGUGCAUCCUCUUUCCUAACGAAGUUCACCACUUUGGAGCACUUUGUGAAUAACUUGAUCUCCCUAAUGGACAAUGGUUCUCGUAUGAGCGUUGAACAAUGGAAGACUAGGUACUUGCAGUACAUUAUGGGCACUGUAUUCCACGUUCAAUCAUUUUUAUCUGCGCGUGCUAUGAUGAUUUUAGGUAUUAUAUCAAAAGAGGGAAUAUCUGAUGGACUACUUAGAAACUUAUUGAAACAAAGCAUGAUCAUUCUUGCAAUUCCAGAGGUUAGUGAUGAACAAAUUUUCUUCACAAUUUCCACAUUCUUCACCUACACCAAAGCCAUCAGAGGCGUAGAUCCAAGAUCCCCAUUACUCCCCAGGAUGUUCUGGUUGGCAUCUACUAUUGCCUUUUCAUUUAAUGUUAUGAUUUAUCAAAGUGGUUUGUUAUUCAUGUCUAGCGCAGCCCAACAUCUAUCUCUGGGAAACAUGCAAAAGAUUGAUAGUGGCAAAACUCCGCAGCCAUUAAUCAAGCAAUUGAUUUCUGAGAGAGCUUUUGCAGAAAACAUUCUAAGGCAAAUUGAGGCUAUGGGGGAUCUACGUGUCACCGAAGACAACUUUUCGCAUGUUAUGGUCAAUUUGAUUUGUAAGGGUCUUUUGGUUCCAUAUACGAGGGCUAACUCAUUGUCAGCUUUGAUCGUUUUCUUUAAACUCUUUUAUUUUGAACUAAUGUAUGGUCCUAAUGAGAAUUAUUUGAUAUUCAUGUUCUUCAUAUUCGUGUUGCAAAGACCAGCAGUCUUUUUGAAGUGUAUGGAAGACGUUGAUAUGGAUAAUGAUGUAGUGCACCUUGACUCGAGGAAUAAGAUCCACAGGGGUUUACUUGACUGGUUAGUUUCAUUCACGCCAGACGCAUUCAUGACAUUAUAUCAGGCUUCGUUGUAUUUCGCAAGUAAGGCAACUGAUGAACAAAGUAAAGUUAGGUUUAUGUUGGUCUACAAAUACUUGAUGGAAAGUAAUCUUGAAGCGGCUUUCAAACUUUAUCCUUUUAUUCUAGGUGAGUUGAGAAGAUUAUCCAAGUAUUCCAACAACAGCUCUGUUAUGAUUUUAGCUUUUGAAAUCAUCAAAAUGGCGGUUAAAAGCAAGGAAUACCCAAGGAUUCCCCAAAUUGAGGAAGAACUGUUUGCAACUCUCUCGGAAAGAGGAUUGACUGGUAUACAAAAUAUUCCGUUUGAAAAUGAUUUACUGAAUGAUGCCUUGAAUGGUGUCAGAGAAAACCCUGUAAUCACAUAUGAAAGAAAGAAAUUGUCUGUUAUGUUAAUUUCCAAGGUCAUUUCUUUACCAUGA